AGCAACCGGAGACCGCUACAUUUAUAACCCCAACCGUCGCGGGCGCCCCGAACCGACCUGAGAGAUCAGAGCGGGCCUGGGGCCUGCCGCCCGCCCGCCCGCCCGCCAUGCCGCUUCCACAGCCCGGGCCGCACCCGCUCUCCUUCCUUCCCUGAGUGCCCCAAACCAAAGGAUUUCCCUAAGGCCUGAGAGGGGACGGGAAAACCGCCCGGCUCGGGGCCUGGCCCCGCUCGGCCUACGCCGCCGGCGUCACUUCCUCCGCUCGUCUCCUAGCAACCACGGCCCGCGUGGGUCAACUUUGACGGUGGAAGCUUUGGAACUGGACUGAUCUUCCAGCCCAGCCGCUAGCGAUGGCAGAGGUUGAAGAAACUCUGAAAAGGAUUCAGAACCAUAAAGGGGUUAUUGGAACAAUGGUUGUUAAUGCUGAAGGUAUCCCCAUCAGAACAACCUUAGAUAACUCUACAACAGUUCAGUAUGCAGGUCUUCUUCAUCAGCUGACUAUGAAAGCCAAGAGUACAGUGCGAGAUAUAGAUCCUCAGAAUGACCUAACUUUUCUUAGAAUCAGAUCAAAGAAACAUGAAGUCAUGGUAGCCCCAGAUAAGGAAUAUCUUCUGAUUGUCAUUCAGAAUCCAACUGAAUAAACCUGCAAUAACAAAUUUGACAAUAAUGAACCUAAACUGCUUUUAACAAAUUCCUUCUUUUUGCUAAAAUUGUAUUCCUUCCUUAAGGAUAUUUUAAUAUACUUAGCUGCUUUUAUAUUGAAUCUAUUUCUAUUAUUCCAUUUAUUUUCUUUUGAUUAUAUUUUAAAAGUGUUUAUUACCAAUAUAAUGCAUUUAUCAAAUUUCUGGUGUGUCCUUUCAUAGAUGUAGUGUAAUAAAAUUAAUAUGUAGAAUA
Trichosurus vulpecula (common brushtail) is the source of this 894-nucleotide messenger RNA. RefSeq names its product dynein light chain roadblock-type 2 (gene DYNLRB2). The coding region runs from base 351 to 641 and encodes 96 amino acids. Gene Ontology annotation, biological process: microtubule-based movement. The transcript is spliced from 4 exons. Lineage: Eukaryota; Metazoa; Chordata; Mammalia; Diprotodontia; Phalangeridae. Gene Ontology annotation, cellular component: cytoplasmic dynein complex; centrosome; cytoplasm. The record is from RefSeq and is a predicted model, not a curated record. Gene Ontology annotation, molecular function: dynein intermediate chain binding.